GUUCGCGGGAAGCUUGAAGACAGAUGGCCUCUCCUCUUGGCAAGUUGAGCAUCCGUGUCCGCAACAAGGCCCUAUCGAGAGCCCAUGUUCGUGUGGUGGAGGCGAGGGAGCGGAAGACAGUCGAGCAGGAGCUCGAGAAGGCCGUGGAAAAGGGGGAGAAGAUGGAGCGGGGGGGUGGAGUCACGGCUGGGUUUGGCGGCGUUGAGAUUGGACUGGAGGCAAACAGAGGCACAGAAAUACGUGCGUGAGCAUCGCCAUGAUCAGCACACAAAGGGCCUCUCAGUCUGCAUCAAUUGAUUGUUCAGGUGAGAAGACAGAGGAGAAGAGCUUCGUUCGCAUCGAGUAUGGCAAGCUGAAGGAGUCAAGCGACUGGUGAGACAGAUAGACGCUGAAUGCCUAGCACAAAAGACAGCUGUGUCUUUUUGUGAAUCAUAUCAUGUACAAGGACGACGAUUGAUCCCGGCAGAGACGCCACUUUGUCGAGUUUCGAAUGGACCUACAUCUCUAUUGUGAUUGGUUCGUUCUGACAGCAACCAAGAUGAUCCAUCAGGCGCCAUUGUCACAUUGGAAUGCCUCUGUCGCAGAAGACUCCGCCUAUCAGCUGCUCAACCAACUCAUACACCCAGAAGAGCACCCCAAUGGCAUCGCAAUCAUAAGGGUGAGGCGAACCCACUACUGCAGAUGCAGAACCAUUCCAGCCAUCGUGCUGUCUGUUCGGCACAGGCCAACCCCCCAUAUGUUUCGCUUCUGGCCGAGACCAUCGAGGCGGCGAAUAUCGAGGCCAAAGAGGCAGCCUUUCGCCUGAACAAUGUCGCCACAAAGCUUGUUUUGACAUCGAAAAGCAUGGCUCGUGGUGUGUCAGUCGGACUCGAAAAGAAGAAAGGGCGGGAGGCACAUGAGGAGGCCGACGCCUCGCAGCUGUGGAUUUGGCAGAUGGACACUUUCUGCCCGAAGGACGCUUUCCGUCUGGUGCCGAAGGCUUUCCCUGACAAGACACUGGCGGUGAGCCCAUUGAUGGGCAACAAGCUUGUUGUCGCCUCGCCAACGGCCAAGACAGACGCCAUGAACACCAAGGGAGAGGCGAAAUUCGAGCAGUGGAUCAUGGAGACAGCCGAGAUGCAAGACAUCUUCCAGCCAAUGGCAGGAGCCCUGUGUGGCUCGCUGUGCUGCCAGCCCUCCAAGGAACAGCUGCUCGUGUCGCCCGACAUUCAAUUCGAGCAGGGGAAUGAGGAGAGGCGGGGGAGCAGCAAGUUUGAUGACGAGACGGUGAGCCUCAAGUGUGUCGGUCUGCCGGAUUGUGUGGUGGGUGUCAAGACCUCCGGCAAUAUCAAGAGUCUGGUGCUGAUGAAGAAAGACAGGGGGGUCCCAAUGGAGGCCCUGUGGUGUUGCAGCCAGCCAACCAAAACAGUCAGCACCAGCUAUGGCAGCCAGCGAUACUACUUUAUUAUGCUUUACUUGCAGGUCAGCCUUUUCGAAGCUUGUGCGGAGGGUCAUAAGGAAGCUGUGCUGCAAAUAAUCAAAGCCAAAGGCAUAAAGUGCUUGCAGGAAGCCGACGAGGUGAGACACAGCUGUACGACACGUGCUUCAUCUACAAUGGGGCGAGCAUUGGUGUUCGGUGGGUGAAUUGCAGGAAGGAUUCACACCGCUGCACUACGCCGCCCAAAAUGGCCAUGAGGACAUCUGCAGAGACAUUGUGCUUAAGGGCGGCAAAGACCUCAUCAAAAAGCAGACGAAAGUCCAGGUGAGCCAAGGACUGACAGCAUAGGAAAUGCAAGAGGCGCUCAUCUUGACCUCUUUCAGGGCGAGCCUACCGUGCUGCAUCUGGCGGCUAAAAAGGGUCGUAUGAAGGUUGUGACGAUACUGCUCGAGUUGGGAGGGGUCGAUCUCUUGACACUCAAAGAUCCGGUCCGAGAUAUCUGUGUGUCUCGUUGUCUGAUACGUUUUCCUUUCUGUCGUUGCAGCAAGGUGACACACCGUUUCAUAAUGCUGCGCUGGCUGGUCACGUCGGUGUGCUGAAGGCGAUGCACGCCAAGGGGGGCAGGCCACUGCUGGACCAACAGGGAUGGGUAAGAGGAAGACACAGCUGCAACGGAUGCCGACCUGUUCUAUAUGGGUGCAGUAUGGCAACUGUGCCAUCCACUGGGCAGCUCAGAAGGGUCAUGUGGAUGCGGUCAACUUGUUUAUGGAGUGGGGCGGAAUACAGAAAGAGCUCCAACGGCGCGAUAAGGUGGGAAAUGUCACAUGCAGUGCAUCAGCCGAUAGGAUGUCUUGCUGUAUAGGACGACAGCGCACCCUUCCACAUGGCUGCGUAUUUUGGUCACGUCGGUGUGCUGAGGGCGAUGCACGCCAAGAGGGGCAAUGCACUGCUUGACCAACAGGGAAAGGUGGGAAGACACAGCUGCCACUGAGGUCUACACACUUUCUGGUGUAUAUUGUGCAGUUUGGCUUCUUUGCCAUCCACUGGGCAGCCUGCUCAGCAGCCUACAAUGGUCAUGUUGGUGCCGUCAACUUGUUGAUGGAGCUUGGACGAAUAGCGGAGCUCAGCAAACGCGACGGGGUCCUCCCCUUCUCGCACACACUCAUCGGUCAAGAAACCGUCUCCUACUGUGUCUGUGUCGUGCUAUAUUAGAACAACAAUACACCCUUCCACAUCGCUGCGAUGAAUGGUCAAGUGGCUGUGUUGAUGGCGAUGCACGCCAAAGGGGGCAGGCCGCUGCUGGACCAACACUCAAACGUAGGCGAGACACGGCUGCCACUGAGGUCUACACACUUCCUGGUAUAUAUUGUGCAGAGUGGCGACUUUGCCAUCCACUGGGCAGCCUACUAUGGUCAUCUUGAUGCGGUCAACUUGUUUAUGGAGCUUGGAGGAACAGCAGAGCUCAGCAAACGCGACGGGGUCCUCUCCUUCUCGCACACACUCAUCGGUCACAAAAACCGUCUCCUACUGUGUCUGUGUCGUGCUGUGUUAGAACAACGACACGCCGUUCCACGUCGCUGCGCGUGGUGGUCACGUCGGCGUGCUGAGGGCGAUGCACGCCAAGGGGGGCAAUGCCCUGCUGGAACAACAGGGACAGGUGAGAGGAGAGACACAGCGCAACAGACAGAUCUGUACUCCGGGUGUAUGUUGUGUGCAGGGUGGCUUCUACCCCAUUCACUUGGCAGCUGGGAAGGGUCAUGUUGAUGCGGUCAACUUGUUGGUGGAGCUAGGCGGCCGCAAAGAACUCGACAAGCGCAAUGAAGUGGGAAGAACAGCUAGAAUUGUCCACUGUGUCGCUAAUGCUGAUGGUUAUGUAGAACAACAACACACCCUUUCACAGUGCUGCCAUGAAUGGUCACGUCGCUGUGCUGAAGGUCAUGCACGCCAAGGGGGGCAAUCGGCUGCUGGACCAACAGGGAGCGGUGAGAGGAGAGACACAGUUGCAACAGACAGAUCUGUACUCCGGGUGUAUGUUGUGUGCAGGGUGGCUUCUACGUCAUUCACUUGGCAGCUCAGCAGGGUCAUGUCGAUGCGGUCAACGUGUUGAUGGAGCUGGGCGGAAUAGCGGAGCUCGGCAAACGCGACGGGGUCCUCCCAUCUCUCGCACGCACUGGCCAGAUAUACAGCGUCUGUCUUUGUGCUCUUGUGGUUGUGCAGGUCAACGAUACACCCUUUCACAAAGCUGCGUUUGUUGGUCAUGUCGAUGUCCUGAAGGCGAUGCACGCCAAGGGGGGCAAUACGCUGCUCGACCAGCAGGGAACGGUGGGAGGAGAGACACAGCUGCAACAGACAGAUCUGUACUCCGUGUGUAUGUUGUGUGCAGUUUGGCUACUAUGCCAUUCACAUCGCAGCUCAGGAGGGUCAUGUUGAUGCGGCCAACCUGUUGGUGGAGCUAAGCGGAAUAGCAGAGCUCAGCAAACGCGAUAAAGUCCUCCCAUCUCUCACGGACCGCGUCGGUUGGAAUGUCUAUCUUGCUUUCUUUGUCUUGAUGGCUGCUGUAGGACAACGCUACACCGUUCCACGUCGCUGCGCUGGAUGGUCACGUCGGUGUGCUGAAGGCGAUGCACGCCAAGGGGGGCAAUGGGCUGCUGGACCAACAGGAUGAUGUGAGAGAGGAAGAGGGUGAUAUCAACAGACAGAAUCACAUUGCGUGUUCUGUGUGUGCAUUUUGGCCAUUUCCCCAUCCACUUGGCAGCUUGGAAGGGCCACGUUGAAGCCGUCAAACUGUUGGUGUCCUGGGGGGGCGUUCAGAUGCCCAGCAAGAAAACCAAUAAGGUGCAGUUUCGUGCGUGACUCGUCGCUUUUGUCUCAGCACAUGUGUUGCGUGUUAUGCAGGGCAAGACUCCACUGGACAUGGCGGAGAGUGACGAGAUGCGCAAACUGCUCAACAGCUACAGAUAGCCAAUGCCUUGUUGGGUUUGGGCUGUUGUUCGUCGGUGUGUCGGUCUGUGUGUCGUGUCGCUGAUCUGCCUAGUAUGCCAUGUGUCUUGAAAUGACAAAGAGAGACACGCUGUGCCAGCUUGCACCGGUCGACGCGAACCGGCACAAUUAAAGCAAUCGACACUCACUCGGUCCCAUCAUCCAGCAGCGGCGCUUUGAUGACCGCAAAGAAUUUCUCAGGACGCUCGCCACGUGUGUGCUCCCUGCAUGGCUGUGUGGACUGAAG
Molecule: messenger RNA, 4643 nt
Organism: Vitrella brassicaformis
Lineage: Eukaryota; Vitrellaceae
Source: the annotation of a GenBank genome assembly